Molecule: messenger RNA, 5263 nt
Organism: Miniopterus natalensis
Lineage: Eukaryota; Metazoa; Chordata; Mammalia; Chiroptera; Miniopteridae
Gene: FZD3
Product: frizzled class receptor 3
Biological process (GO): canonical Wnt signaling pathway; non-canonical Wnt signaling pathway
Cellular component (GO): plasma membrane
Molecular function (GO): Wnt receptor activity; Wnt-protein binding
Source: RefSeq, a predicted model, not a curated record
UUUGACAUAUCUUAGAAAAUGAUUCUUAUAUUACUCUGUUAACUAAUCUAAUGAAUGUGUUUGAUAAACAACAGGAAGAAUAUGUUGUUUUAAACUACAUCUUGUACAUUAAAAAGCUCUGUAUUUAGGUUCAAACUAAUAGUAUGAAGAAUUGAUGUUUGGGGAAUGUUACUUAUUUUUUAGACACACUUUUAUAAAGAAAUUUGAAACAUUGGAACAUGGGAGAUAAUAGCCAUUUAGAAGUUUAAAAUUGCCCAAGUUAUGAUUACAUCUUUUCUGUUAUUUAGCUGAUAAUAAAAUUUUAGAUAAAGAGCAGAAUAUAAUAAUAUCCAUAAUAUAGUCAUUAAGUAUGGAUAGUAAUGUGAUUUUGAAAAAUGAGUUCUUUUGUUCAGCCUUUAGGCUGGUGGUUUACAGUAUUUGAAUUUUCUAAAAUGCUUAAAAUGAUUUCCUGGCCUUACCAUGUUUAUAUCAAUGAGUGAGUGAGUGUGUGUGUGUGUGUGUGUGUGUGAUGAACAAUCACUCUGAAGCAACAAAAAAGUUUGUUGUGUGAAUUAUGUUCUUGACUCCUCAAGAUUUUAUGAAAAUUUACUUGAGUUUUUCUAAUGGUAAUUUUUAGGGACUUAUAAUGAUUUUACUUUAGAAACUAUGACAAAUUAAUGGAUAUAGUUAAUAAUAGGUUUUAAUUAAGUAUGUAUGUGUUUCUAUAUACUGGUUUUAGAAUUGUGAACAAGGCAAUGUUUGCCAGAUAGGAACAAGGAGACAGUAAAUGGUGGCAAUAAGGAGCAUAGGUUUUGAAUUUGGACAGACCUGGCUUUGAAUUCUAGCUCUCUCAUUUUCUAGCUAUAUUACUUUGAGCAGGUUAUGUGAACUUUUCUUAUUAUAGUUUAUUUGCUUGUAAAAUGGAGUUAAUAAUCAUACAAGCUUUUGUAAGAUACAAAAUAAAAACACAUGUAUAAAGUACUUGGCACAUGGUAAGUACUCUAAAAGUGAUAGCCUUUACCAUUUACCCAUUUUCUCAUAUUGUGGCUAUAUAAUACAUAUAUAAUUUACAGAUAAUGUUUUGUACUUUAGUCUUUAGUCCAUUGUUACAGUGCCUUCAGCAAGUUGAAGCCUACAUGUUUUGGAAUCCUUCAUUUUAUAAUAAAAUUCAAAGGUUCAUUACUUCCAAAUAGACUAACAUAAAUCUGUCUGGGAAAAUUUGUAGAAAGAUUAUUAUUCAUAGGUUUUGAAAUUUGGAGGCAUCUUAUAUAUUCUAAAUACUUGAAGAUGUUACAGAGGUUGAACAAAGCAUUUUCUGCUGUUCCUCUGACUACACAAGGUCUAACUAGUAAAGAGAGAUUUGAUAUAGAUUGACAGAUUAGGAUAUAUGAAAAUAGGUAUUGGUUUAAUACAGUAAUUUGGUUCCAGGCAUGGUAGUCCCUGCUGUGCAUUAAAGCCAUCAGUUUUCUCACAAAAAUAAAUUGAAGUAGGAGGACCCUUGUUUCUAGUAUCACUACAAGUUAGUAUAACACCUCAAAAGCAUAUAGAGUGGAAAGAAGCAAGUCAUAAAGAUAACUUGUACUGAUUUGGGUUCACCUUUUGGUUGUGCCAUGUAACUAAGACUUUGGUCUUAAGUCAUUUAACAUCCCUGAGUCUUAGUUUCUUCAUUUGUGAAAAGACAUUAACGAAAAUAUCUCGAAGGGCUGUUAGGAUUAAAUGAGAGAUUUAUAAAUUAGAUAGCACAUUUCAUGGAACACAAUAGAUGACCCACAAGUGUUGAUUUUAUUCCAAAUUCCAUUUCUAAAUAGUCUGACAGAGAAAGUACUGGAAAGAUGACGAUGUGUUCUAAAGUGAACUUGUAGGCUCAUGGAACAUUCAUAAUGAUGGCAUGUUAAGCUGUCACUACCUUCUUCUCAAGUAGGCCCUUGUAGUCUAGAUAUUUUACUAGCAUUGAGGUGGUCUCAGUUUGAAAUUCACAUAUUCUAGGGACAGCACCUAAGUGGGUAAUGCUUUCUAAGAGAAGGCUCUAGUGAUUUGAAGUAAUUAAUAUUGGGAUAGUUGCUUGUAGCAUGGCUGUCAUAUCAGGAUAGUGCUGCUACACUGACAGAGUCAUCUGACAGUUUGAGAGUGUAAAGUUUUUGUAAUAGUAAAAGACUUGGAUAUUCAGCAAAGAAUGCAACAUACUUCCAGAGGGAAGUAAGGAUUCUUGGGUCCUUACAGGGGCUUGUAAAUGCUGAUAACACCCUUCAUCCAGGAACUUUGGAUACAUGCCUACCAGCUUUUACCAGGAGCAAGUAAUUGGAGCAGCCAUUCCACCCUAUGGUGAAUCUGGAUUGUUCUCGGGAUUUCCGGCCAUUUCUUUGUGCACUCUAUGCUCCUAUUUGUAUGGAAUAUGGACGUGUCACACUUCCCUGUCGUAGGCUGUGUCAGCGGGCUUACAGCGAGUGUUCAAAGCUUAUGGAGAUGUUUGGUGUUCCUUGGCCUGAAGAUAUGGAAUGCAGUAGGUUCCCAGAUUGUGAUGAACCAUACCCUCGACUUGUGGAUCUGAAUUUAGCUGGAGAUCCUACUGAAGGAGCCCCAGUGGCAGUGCAGAGGGACUAUGGUUUUUGGUGUCCCCGGGAGUUGAAAAUUGAUCCUGAUCUUGGUUAUUCUUUUUUGCACGUGCGUGAUUGUUCACCUCCCUGUCCAAAUAUGUACUUCAGGAGAGAAGAACUUUCAUUUGCUCGAUAUUUCAUAGGAUUGAUUUCAAUCAUUUGCCUCUCUGCCACGUUGUUUACCUUUUUAACUUUUUUGAUUGAUGUCACAAGAUUCCGUUAUCCUGAAAGACCUAUUAUAUUUUAUGCAGUCUGCUACAUGAUGGUAUCAUUAAUUUUCUUCAUUGGGUUUUUGCUUGAGGACCGAGUAGCCUGCAAUGCAUCUAGCCCUGCACAGUAUAAGGCUUCCACAGUGACACAAGGAUCUCAUAAUAAAGCCUGUACCAUGCUUUUUAUGGUACUUUAUUUUUUUACUAUGGCUGGCAGCGUUUGGUGGGUAAUUCUUACCAUCACAUGGUUCUUGGCAGCUGUGCCAAAGUGGGGUAGUGAAGCUAUUGAGAAGAAAGCAUUGCUAUUUCACGCCAGUGCAUGGGGCAUCCCUGGAACUCUGACUAUCAUCCUUUUAGCGAUGAAUAAAAUUGAAGGUGACAAUAUCAGUGGCGUGUGUUUUGUUGGCCUCUACGAUGUUGAUGCAUUGAGAUAUUUUGUUCUUGCACCCCUCUGCCUAUAUGUGGUAGUUGGGGUUUCACUGCUUUUAGCUGGCAUUAUAUCCCUAAACAGAGUUCGAAUUGAGAUUCCAUUAGAAAAGGAGAACCAAGAUAAAUUGGUGAAGUUUAUGAUCCGGAUUGGUGUUUUCAGCAUUCUUUAUCUCGUACCACUCUUGGUUGUAAUUGGAUGCUACUUUUAUGAGCAAGCUUACCGUGGCAUCUGGGAAACAACUUGGAUACAAGAACGCUGCAGAGAAUAUCACAUUCCAUGUCCAUAUCAGGUCACUCAGAUGAGUCGUCCAGACCUGAUUCUCUUUCUGAUGAAAUACCUGAUGGCUCUCAUAGUUGGUAUUCCCUCCAUUUUUUGGGUUGGAAGCAAAAAGACAUGCUUUGAAUGGGCCAGUUUUUUUCAUGGUCGUAGGAAAAAAGAGAUAGUGAAUGAGAGCAGACAGGUACUCCAAGAACCUGAUUUUGCUCAGUCCCUCCUGAGGGAUCCAAAUACUCCUAUUAUAAGAAAAUCAAGAGGAACGUCCACUCAAGGAACAUCCACACAUGCUUCUUCCACUCAGCUGGCUAUGGUGGAUGAUCAGAGAAGCAAAGCAGGGAGUGUCCACAGCAAAGUGAGCAGCUACCACGGCAGCCUCCACAGAUCCCGUGAUGGCAGGUACACUCCCUGCAGUUACAGAGGAAUGGAAGAGAGACUACCUCAUGGCAGCAUGUCACGACUAACGGACCACUCCAGGCACAGUAGUUCUCAUCGGCUCAAUGAACAGUCACGACAUAGCAGCAUCCGAGAUCUCAGUAAUAAUCCUAUGACUCACAUCACACAUGGCACCAGCAUGAACCGAGUUAUUGAAGAAGAUGGAACCAGUGCUUAAAUUGUCCCGUCUAAGGUGGACCAUUCAUGCCAUUUAAAAAGCAGAUUUUAUUCUUUGCCUUUGCAUGACUGACUGCUGUAACUCACUGUUAUCACGCGUUCAGUCAGGUGCAGAUUGUGUCCAUUGGAAACGUAAAUUUUUGCUUUUUAUAUUGCAUCAAACUUGGAACGUCAAGGCGUCCAAAAUGCUAAGAAUUAUUUGUCUGGUAAGCAUUUUUAUAAAUUCACUAUUUUAUAUUUAGAAAAAUCCUAAAUGUGUGGUGACUGCUUUGUAGUGAACUUUCAUAUAAUAUCAACUAGCUGUGAGAUAACAUUCUGAUUGUUCUGUUAAUAAAACAAAAUUUCAGAAUUAAAGAAUUUUCUAUGCAAGGUUUAUUUCCCAGAUGAAUGGUAGGACUUUGUAGUUUUAUUUUCAGUAAGUGAAAAAGAACUGUGGUUUUAAACUGUAGGAGAAUUUGAUAAACCAGCAAGGGUAUUUUAGCUAAUAGAAUAUAAGAUCAACAGAAGAAUCGGAUUAGUCUAUUGAAGGCUCUUUCAAAAUUCUAUCAAAAUAAAUUUUAUCCAGAGAGAUACAGGAUUAGGAGUAUCAAUGGGCAUUUUUUUCCUGUAAUUGAGCUGUUUUUUAUUAUUUUUGUAAAUAUUACUUUUACUUACAGUGUUUUUAUAACUUACCCAUAUGCAUGAUAGAAAAAUAAUUUGUAGCCAUCUUUCCCCAUGUAGUAGUAUUAAUUCAGAGAGAACUUUAUGUUCAGAUCUGUUCCAUGGAGGCAUGUAAUAAGAUAAACAUCACAUACUAUAAGGAUUUUUGUGGUAACCACAAUUACAAAAUGGCAAAAUGUUUUCUCUGUAUUUAUUGUUGUAUUUUCCUACAGUGAGAUGUGAUCUUGCCAAAGCCACCAGAUCUUGGCAUCCAGGCCCCUCCUUAUCAGUGAGUUGUCUGUACUUGCAUUGCCCAGUAGCAAAUAGGCUACAGCUUUUGCCCCCCCCCCUUAUAUCUGUAUUCAGAUUCUGGAUCAGUCUGGUUUACAGCUGAAAUAUAUAUAACCUAAGUCCAAAGUGGUGAUUUAUUUGGGGUAUCUGAAAAAUCACUGUAGCUAAAUGAGGCAUGAUUAGUCUUGCUGUGAAAUAUCUUGUACUCUUAAAAAUAUCAAUUCAAAAAUGUUUGA